Sordaria macrospora k-hell is the source of this 795-nucleotide messenger RNA. RefSeq lists its product as uncharacterized. The record is from RefSeq and is a predicted model, not a curated record. NCBI's taxonomy places the organism in Eukaryota, Fungi, Ascomycota, Sordariomycetes, Sordariales, Sordariaceae.
AUGCCUCCGUGGGCUUUGGAUGCCAAAAUCGAGCUCACGGGCAGUCAGCUGCUCCAGCUCGACCAAACCGACCAAGUCUACGAAAAAUGGGAAGGACUCAGCGACUCCGCCGAUGACUCUGACGGCGGUCCUGAUUCCCACCCGAGUCACGACCCUUCACCCCAGCCCGUGACCAACUCUGCGCAUGAUGAUGCCUCUGAUCCUGGAGAUGAGAUUUCCAACUCACCCUCUGGCGCCAUACCCCCCUCCACAACAAUCGAAGGCCUUCAAGAAGCAAUCAACACAUGGGCGGUCGAUCAUGGAUUCGCCGUGAUCCGUGGGCAAGGCCGUUGCUCCAGGACUAAAGCGCCAGCCAAAGAUUACAUUAGCUACCAUCUCUUUUGCCAUCGAUUUGGCCAACCGCAAGAAUCCACUGCAACCAUGGUCAGGUCUUGCAAGACACCUUCGCGCAAGUGUGGUUGCAAGUGGAUGGCAGUCGCCAGGAAACACAAGACGGGCGGUCUUUGGCACUUCUUUUUGCACGACAAAGCGGUACACCGAGAGCAUAACCAUGGCCAGGCUCAACACCCUGCUGCACCCACUCCACACCGCAGGCUGAAACCAGAAGUUAUUGAAGCGAUUAAAGAGGCUGCCGAGCUGAACGGUAUGACUCCCCGCGCGAUUAACGACAUCAUACGGAGGAAGUUUCCAGGCUCGGCACACACGAUGAAGCACAUCUACAACGCGCGCGAACGUAUCCGCCGUCGCAAUCUCAAUGGUUCGAUCGCGACUGACGCAGGCAGUGACUCUAUAUAG